This is a messenger RNA of Euleptes europaea (tarantolino), 2565 nucleotides long. Its product is annotated as vomeronasal type-2 receptor 26-like. The coding region runs from base 1 to 2565 and encodes 854 amino acids. Gene Ontology annotation, cellular component: membrane. The transcript is spliced from 7 exons. Gene Ontology annotation, biological process: G protein-coupled receptor signaling pathway. Gene Ontology annotation, molecular function: G protein-coupled receptor activity. NCBI's taxonomy places the organism in Eukaryota, Metazoa, Chordata, Lepidosauria, Squamata, Sphaerodactylidae. The record is from RefSeq and is a predicted model, not a curated record.
AUGAAGGAUUAUGAGGAUAAAGAUGAGAUAAGUAUUUUGGAUCCAGAAGAUGAGCAAUCGAUCCCAAAGAACUAUCAACACAACUUGGCCUUGGCUUUUGCUGUACAAGAGAUCAAUGAGAAUCCCAACAUCUUACCAAACAUCACUUUGGGCUUCCACAUCUUCAACAGCUACUACAAUGCAAAGAUGACCUAUAAAGCCACCCUGAGCUUGCUUUCUUCCCAGCACACGUUUGUCCCCAAUUUCAAGUGUGAGACACAGAGCAAUCCAAUUGCAGUCGUUGGAGGACAGAGUUCAGAAACGUCUAUCCAUAUCGCCAACACAGUCGCCAUUUACAAGAUGCCCCAGCUCACUUAUGGAUCAUUUUCCCCAGUGCAGGAUAACAAAUUGCUAUUUGCUUCCAUGUAUCAGAUGGUCCCCAAUGAAGCCACUCAAUAUAUGGGAUUUAUCCGGUUAUUUCAUUACUUCCAAUGGACAUGGACUGUGCUGAUCGCUGUAGAUGAUAACAAUGGGGACAGGUUCUUGCAGACUGUGGUGCCAAUUCUUUAUGAGAGUGGCAUCUGUUUUAAUUUCACAGUAAGAUUACCACAACAGACUUACUUUGAAGAUGUGGUAGAUGUGCUUUUAAGGCAUCAAAAGUAUUUUACUAUUUACACUCACAGCAAAGCCAAUGUGUGUUUUGUAUAUGGAGAGAACUCAUCCAUGUUCAUUAUGAGACUGUUGUUGUUUCUAGGUCCCUUCAUUUCAUUUCCUCCCCUGCAUAAAGUGUGGAUUGUCACAUGCCACUGGGACUUUGGAUCCGUUUCUUUCCAAAGGGCUUGGGAUGUAGAAACCUUCCAUGGUGCUCUAUCUCUUGCAGUUCACUCCAAUCAGCCACCAGGAUUCCAAACAUUCCUGCAGUCGGUAAGCCCUUCCUGGGCAAAAGGAGAUGGUUUUAUGCAGUACUUCUGGGAGCAGGCAUUCAGUUGUUCACUGAGGGAUCCAGUUGUUCAUGGGGACAUCAAGAAAAUGUGCACUGGUGAGGAGAAGCUGGAUUCUAUUCCACUCAUUUUGUUUGAAAUGAACAUGACUGGCCACAGCUACAAUGUCUACAAUGCUGUCUAUGCAGUGGCCCAUGCUUUGCAUGCCAUCUACAUAUUCAAAUCUAAAUACAGGACAACUGAAGAAGUAAGGAGUCCAGAGUUCUAUAAUCUGCCACCAUGGAAGCUGAAUUAUUUUCUAAGGAGCAUCAUGUUCAACAACAGUGCUGGAGACACUGUUUGUUUUGAUGAGAAUGGAGAACUGAAAGCUGGUUUUGAUCUUACAAACUGGGUAACGUUUCCAAAUGGAUCUUUUGUGAGAGUAAAAGUUGGUAGAUUGUAUCCUUGGGCUUCUCGAGGCAAAGAGCUGACCCUUAAUGAUGAUCAAAUUGUAUGGCACAGAACCUUUAACCAGGUGGUACCCCUUUCCGUCUGCAAUGAAAAUUGUCAUCCUGGCUAUAGCAGGAAAAAGAAAGAAGGGGAGGCAUUUUGCUGCUAUGAUUGUAUUCCAUGUCCAGAAGGGACAAUUUCUAAGGACAAGGACAUGGAUGCCUGUGUCAAAUGUCCACAAGGCCAUUAUGCCAACAACAAUCAAAAUCAAUGCAUCCCCAAGGUCCUAAGUUUCCUCUCUUACAAAGAACUAUUAGGAGCCACCUUAGCAAUAUUAGCUAUUUCUUUCUCUUUGAUCACCGCGUUGGUGCUUGGAAUUUUCAUAAAAAACCAGGGAACACCCAUUGUCAAAGCUAACAACCGGAGCCUCACCUACAUUCUCCUUGCCUCCCUCCUGCUUUGCUUCCUCUGCUCUUUCUUUUUCAUUGGAAAGCCAGGAAAGGUGACCUGCCUUCUCCGACAGACUACUUUUGGGAUUGUCUUCUCUGUGGCCCUUUCCAGCGUAUUGGCCAAAACCAUCACUGUAGUCUUAGCAUUCAUGACUACCAAACCAGGAUCCAAGAUAAGGAAAUGGGUUGGGAAAAGAAUGGCCAAUUCUGUUGUCCUUUUCUGCUCCUUUAUUCAAGCAGGCAUUUGUACUCUUUGGCUAAGUACUUCUCCUCCAUUCCCUGAUGUGGACAUGCAUUCAAUUACAGAGGAAAUCAUCCUGCAAUGUAAUGAGGGCUCUGCUAUCAUGUUUUAUUGUGUCUUGGGCUAUAUGGGCUUCCUGGCCAUUGUCAGCUUCAUAGUGGCUUUUCUUGCCAGGAAGUUGCCAGACAGUUUCAAUGAAGCCAAGUUUAUCACGUUCAGCAUGCUGGUCUUUUGCAGUGUUUGGCUGUCCUUUGUUCCAACCUACCUGAGCACCAAAGGGAAAUCCAUGGUGACUGUGGAAAUUUUUACCAUCUUGGCCUCCAGUGUGGGCUUACUGGGUUGUAUCUUUUGCCCUAAAUGCUAUAUCAUUGUGCUGAGGCCUGAGCUGAACAAUCUGAAGGAAGUGAGGAGGAUGGCUCAGUUUAACAAAAUAUGUCCAAAAAAGGACCAGAUAGUUAAUAAGGACAAGUUGUCAGAACCACCAAGCUUUUCUGCUGGUAAAAAAGUAAGGAGGCAUGUUCUUUGA